GGGGUUGUUUAUUAUACCCAUCAAAACGCCGCUAAUGACCCAUAAUGCACUGCGGCUUUGCGUGCUAGCUAGCUCGCUAGCUUACAGUCUGGAGUGAAAGAGCAGCAGCGAAACAUUCAGCAGGAACAAAACACAGCUCGUCUAACAGGUCUGGUCUGAGAUAAACAAGAUGUUGAGGAGGAAACCGACUCGUUUGGAGCUGAAGAUCGACGACACAGAGGAAUUCGAGAGCGUGAAGAAGGAGCUCGAGACCAGAAAGCGUCAGCGAGAAGAUUCUGAGUCAGGCGGUGGAGUGGGCGGGGCUUCGGUCAUCAGUGUUGACAUCAUUGGGGGCGGGGCCUCAGCCUCAGGCUCCACCUCCACAGCAGCAUCAAGGGUGGACCUUAUCAACGAGCGGAUUGGCUACAAGCCCCACCCCAAACCAGCCACACUCCCGACCUUAUUUGGAAGUUUACAGUUCUAAAUGUGGUCGUCUUGGAAAUGUGUUGAACUAAAUGAACCGUCGUCAUGGAAACGUGUUGACCAACUAAAUGAAGUGUCGUCAUGGAAACGUGUUGAUCAACUAACAUACGAUUAAAGAAGAAAAACGUC
Molecule: messenger RNA, 591 nt
Organism: Mugil cephalus (flathead mullet)
Lineage: Eukaryota; Metazoa; Chordata; Actinopteri; Mugiliformes; Mugilidae
Gene: cdc26
Product: cell division cycle 26 homolog
Exons: 3
Coding region: 170-463 (97 amino acids)
Biological process (GO): regulation of mitotic cell cycle; protein K11-linked ubiquitination; anaphase-promoting complex-dependent catabolic process
Cellular component (GO): anaphase-promoting complex
Source: RefSeq, a predicted model, not a curated record